Messenger RNA from Neltuma alba, 513 nucleotides. RefSeq lists its product as uncharacterized. The coding region runs from base 1 to 513 and encodes 170 amino acids. NCBI's taxonomy places the organism in Eukaryota, Viridiplantae, Streptophyta, Magnoliopsida, Fabales, Fabaceae. The transcript has 3 exons. The record is from RefSeq and is a predicted model, not a curated record.
AUGUCAAAGCAAGUGGUGAACUUCCCUCACGAUCUGAUUAAGGACAUAGAUUGUAGCAAAGAAACGUGGUGUAUCAUUGUUAGAAUGCUAAGGAAGUGGACAGUAGCUAAGAAGUCCCCACCUUUUGAUGUUUGGAAAGUUAGUAUGAUUUUAUCCGACGAAAAGGGUGAUAGGAUUAAAGCUUCGGUUGCUCGUAAAGGACAUAUACAAAGAUAUGUCAAAGAUUUAGUAGAUGGUGGGGUUUAUCAAUUUAAGAACUUUGAAAUUGUGGAUAAUGAUGAUCCUUGCAAAAUUAUGUUCCAUGCAAUGAUAUUUUUUCAAGAGCAUGAUUCGCCAAUCCCCCUGUAUGCAUUUAACUUUGUUCCAAUCAAGGACAUUGCCAACAACAAUGCCAAAAACAAUGAAUUAGUUGAUAUUAUUGGAUUUUUGCAAGCAUUUGGGAACUUGGUUGAUCAUAAAAAUGAGUCUAGAACAACGAAGAAAUUGGCUCUCACCAUUGCUGAUCAAAAGUAA